CAACCGCAUCACGUUGACAGCUUGUUGUGUUUACACCCUAUCCAAGUGCACGUUGUUUCAUUCCGUCGUUCCGUCGUGUUUUCCGAUUUGCGGGACACAAAAAUCCGCUUUUUCUGGUCUCGUUUUUAGUGCCUUUGCACCCCAAAAUGUCUAGCUCGGAAAGUGACGAUAUGUCCGAUGUGGAGGAAGCAGCAAGGGCUGCAGCGAACGGGGACGGUGCUUCGUCCGACGAACAGGAGAACGGAUCCGGUACCGGCAGCGAUGACGGUGAGGCGAAAGACAAAACGGCCGAAAAUGGUACCGAAAACAAGCAAACGUGGGAAGAUUUAGGACUCAUCGACAUUCUCUGCCAAGCGUGCCGUGGUCUCAAAUGGAAAGCGCCGUCGAAAAUUCAGCGCGAAGCAAUCCCACUCGCAUUGAAUGGUAAGGACAUUAUCGGCCUGGCCGAGACAGGUUCGGGCAAAACGGGUGCAUUCGCGCUACCCAUCCUCCAAGCGUUGCUGGACAACCCGCAGCGCUACUUUGCCGUCGUGCUUACGCCGACACGUGAGCUGGCGUACCAGAUAUCGGAACAGUUUGAAGCGCUCGGUGCGAUGAUCGGCGUUAAGUGCUGCGUUAUCGUCGGUGGCAUGGAUCUGGUAACGCAGGCAAUUCAGCUCGCCCGCAAACCACACAUCAUCAUCGCAACGCCCGGCCGGCUGGUGGAUCAUCUCGAGAACACGAAGGGUUUCAAUCUGAAGGCCAUCAAAUACCUCGUGAUGGACGAAGCGGAUCGCAUCCUUAACAUGGAUUUCGAGGAAGAGGUGAACAAAAUCCUGAAGGUAAUGCCCCGCGAACGUCGCACCUUUCUGUUCAGUGCCACCAUGACGAAGAAGGUGAAAAAGCUCGAACGGGCGUCGUUGCGCGACCCGGUCAAGGUGGAAGUGUCGAGCAAGUACCAGACGGUGGAGAAACUGCUCCAGUACUAUCUCUUCAUACCGGCCCGCUUCAAGAACGUGUAUCUCGUGCACGUGCUGAACGAGCUGGCCGGCAAUAGCUUCAUGAUUUUCUGCAGCACCUGCAACAACACGGUCCGCACGGCCCUGAUGCUCCGUGCGCUCGGGCUGGCGGCCGUCCCGCUGCACGGUCAAAUGACACAAAACAAACGGUUGGCCGCAUUGAACAAGUUCAAAUCGCAGGCCCGCCAAAUCCUCAUCUCCACCGACAUUGCUUCCCGCGGGCUCGACAUCCCGCACGUGGACGUUGUGCUCAAUCUGGACAUUCCGAUGCACAGCAAGGACUACAUCCAUCGGGUAGGGCGUACCGCACGUGCCGGCCGUGCCGGUCAGGCCAUCACCUUCGUGACGCAGUACGACGUCGAGCUGUACCAGCGCAUCGAGCAUCUGCUCGGCAAAAAGUUGCCCGAGUUCAAGUGCGAACAGGACGAAGUGAUGGCACUGCAGGAGCGGGUGGGUGAAGCACUCCGGACGGCACGCGUCGAGCAGCGGGACAUCGAGGAGCGGAAGGCAAGCAAAACGGGCAAGGGCAAGCGCGGGGCGGACGAUUCCGACGAGGAAGACACGGAACAGUUCAACGGUGUACGCAAGCGGCUGAAACCGGGCAACGCGAAGGGUGGCGGCAAGGGUGGCAAGGGAGGGAAAAAGUCCCGAAGGAAUUAGGGGCAUUGCCAGACGCCCGUGUGCAUGUACAAUAUAAGAAAAUAAAAAGCAGCAAUUAACAAAAACGACGAAAAAAAAAACACAUUCACUUAUAUUACGAAAACAAACGUUAAAUUAAUCUUACUUUAUUUGAUCGGUUUGUUCUUGAGCAGUGUCCGCCAGCAACUUUGUUCAAAAUUCAAAAUUUCGCCUCCGAUUUGUUCUAUUACCUAUAUCAAUUCCAUUGAAAUACACGUCGUCGUGCGGUUUCCAUUUUUUUUUUUAGUGUUUAGUUCAUAUAUUAUCAAUCGCAAACGAAAAACAACGAAACUGAAACGAAAAAGGAACUGUUGGUUUUGCGUACACGCACGCAUUACAUACUUUUGUAAACAAAAAAAAAACACAACACAUAGCCUACUGCGACCGUUAGGACCGUUUCCUAAACCACGUGUGUCGUCGUGCAUUUGAAAGUAACGCCGUUACGCCGUUACGCUGUAACGCCGCACCUAGGAUAUGGUGGUUUGAAAUUGGGGAACUCUCGUUUUUAUCCACUGUUUUUUCUUCUCUAAUAAUAAAUAACUAAAUUUUGGCCAUAAUGAAAAGGUAAUGCUUGCUUUUUUCUUCUUCCAUCGCGUUCCAUUGCGUUACUUCAAUUAAUUGAAUUAAUUAAAACGAAACCCCGCCGUCCAUCACACACGUGACGCACGCAAUCGGAAAGCAUGGGGGCUCGGGCGCUAAUUUUUUUUAAGAGAGACAAUAACAUAAUCCACAUAACCGUACGCAAUAAUAUCACGCAAAUCAGAAUUCCUCGCCUUCCUUAUCUUCGCACGGAUUCGCUCACUAAAUUUGCCGCGCUUGUAGUAAAGAGCGAAACUACAAACGACCGUGUGUGUGUAUGUGUGGGGUGUGUGAGUGUUUUGUUUUUUUGUUCUUUAACGCAACUACAUUAUUACUUUACAUCAGCAUUGCAAUUCAUUAAGUAUCUGCGAACACCGCGUUACACUCUAACCCGAUCCUUCCGGGAUCGUAAGGAACGGAGUGGAUAUAGAAAGAUUGAAAGUAGCUCGCGCCGGCGUGCCACCGGAAGGACACGCCCGGGGACAUCUGUUCGCAUCUAUUUUAGUUACUAAAUGUAUAUAUAACUAGGCUCUACAAGAGUGAUUGAAUAGAGUGAUUGUAUGUGGGUGUGUUGGUAUGUGUGUUUAUAUGCUCGCUUUCUUUUUGUUUUACCGUUAAAUGUACUUACUAACCGGUUAGUGAAUAGUUCAGUAGUGAAACAGCAAAAAAAGGCACUCUAAGUGAAUGGGCUGCUGCUCGACAGCUCAACAAACGGCCGGUCGUUUCGCGC
Anopheles stephensi (Asian malaria mosquito) is the source of this 2985-nucleotide messenger RNA. It is a transcript of the gene pths, whose product is annotated as probable ATP-dependent RNA helicase DDX47. NCBI's taxonomy places the organism in Eukaryota, Metazoa, Arthropoda, Insecta, Diptera, Culicidae. The transcript is spliced from 2 exons. Gene Ontology annotation, molecular function: nucleic acid binding; RNA helicase activity; ATP binding. Bases 147 to 1658 code for a protein of 503 amino acids. The record is from RefSeq and is a predicted model, not a curated record.